Saccostrea cuccullata (small rock oyster) is the source of this 697-nucleotide messenger RNA. Its product is annotated as lysozyme 1B-like. Lineage: Eukaryota; Metazoa; Mollusca; Bivalvia; Ostreida; Ostreidae. The transcript has 6 exons. Gene Ontology annotation, molecular function: lysozyme activity. The record is from RefSeq and is a predicted model, not a curated record. The coding region runs from base 112 to 561 and encodes 149 amino acids.
AUAUUUAUUCUUCCUUGUUUAAAAUUCAUUUUGUGAUAUAAGGGACAGAAAGAGUCAACAAUUCUAAUGUUUUUUAUCUUUUUAUCCAGAUUUUAAUAAAGUGUAAGAAGCAUGGCUGAACGUACCUUCCUUUUUAUUUGUGGAAUGAUUCUGACAGUCAGUUGCAAAACCUUUACGAAGUGCGGACUAGCAAAAGAAUUAGCUAGACUUGGAACAUUAGAGAGUGAUAUUGAUGAUUAUGUGUGUAUGGCAGAACAUGAGUCGGGCUUUAGAACUGACAUUAUUGGUAGAGAGAACCCUGAUAAAUUUAGAUCUCGUGAUCAUGGCAUUUUCCAGAUAAACGACCAUUGGAACUGUGAUCCACAAAAUGGAAAAACUACCAGAAAUGGUUGUCAUUCGUAUUGUUCCAAUUUCAGAAAUGCCGAUAUAUCUGAUGAUCUUACUUGCGUUCAACAGCUGAAAAGAGAAAAUCGUGGAUUUAAAUUUUCGAAAGCAUGGGAAAAGCACUGUCAGCAAAUACCUUCUGAUUAUCUCAGGGAAUGUCAACAUAAAGAACUGUGAAGCAUGUCACUCAUUGUUUUAAUGUGGUCAUCAAGUGUAAUUUACAAGAAUUUGAAUUUUGAAAUUUACAAGAAUAUUUGAAAGAUUUAUCCAUGUAAAAUUCUAAUGAAAUAAAUCUAAAAUUCCAUUGGAACUC